Molecule: messenger RNA, 5488 nt
Organism: Ixodes scapularis (black-legged tick)
Lineage: Eukaryota; Metazoa; Arthropoda; Arachnida; Ixodida; Ixodidae
Product: FYVE and coiled-coil domain-containing protein 1
Exons: 20
Coding region: 294-5153 (1619 amino acids)
Biological process (GO): plus-end-directed vesicle transport along microtubule; positive regulation of autophagosome maturation
Cellular component (GO): late endosome; lysosome; autophagosome
Molecular function (GO): metal ion binding
Source: RefSeq, a predicted model, not a curated record
UCAUGACGCAGCAUCCUGGGAGAAGAAAGGGAGUACGAUUCGGAGUCUGUGCCGAGCGAAGUUCAGAAAAACUUGGUUCUGUGCACUGAACGGACGUCGGUGUGACUAGCUGCGAACCAAUCCCGUGCCUCGCAAGACUGGGUGGUCCCUCGUCCGCGUAAGGAACGUAAUAGUGUUUAAUAUCUGCCGCAACCUACUCGGGUUUUAGGUUCAGUGCUAACCCCGAUCAGCAUCGGAUAUCUCACGAAGCAUUCUUUUGGGAAGAGGCCAAUGAGUACACGUCAAUUCCUCCAAUGGCAUCUGGAGUACACGUAGACAAGGCAGUAAACGACGUCAAAGAAUGUGUGAAGGAACUAUACCAAGAGUUCCAGGAACGAGGAACCCCGAUAAAUGACGACGACACAUCUUUGAACAAGUUUUGCGCCAAGCUUGAGGUUGUUCUUCAGCAUGGCCAAAGGGACAAGGUAUCCCUGCUGGGUGCCGCUAAGAACUACUGGAACUACUUCUGUCGCUGUUUGGCAUCCGAAAAGAAUCUGCAAGGGUAUGCAGCCCUCAAGUAUGCAAAGUCCCUGACAGAGCUCAAGACAAACCUUGGCAGAGGAAGAGCUGUUGUUCGGUACUGCUUGAUGCACCAAUGCCUCGCUGAGACGCUUCAGGUUUGCUCCGUCAACGAAAAAGCUACGAGUGACUAUUAUCAUGACUGGGCAGUCUUUCGUAAGCCAGAGGACUUCCAGGCAUUCAUGUCGUCUCUCUAUGACCUGAACGAUGUCUCUUUUGACCUUGCACCAAGUGGAAAUGACCUUGACGCAGCUUGGCCUUGUUUUGCAAGGAAAGUUUUCAGUAGUUCUUGGGUGCCUCUGAGCAGAACCUCGAGCAUUUCCAGUAUAAGCAGCACAGUUUCUCAACUUGAUUCGCUUUUGCCAGCGCCCAGCAUGCCUGAAAAUGAGCCUGCAAUUCAGGACGAGGUUCAGCUGGCUGUUCCUAGUCUUGAGCGCCAUAACGCCGGCUGUUCUGGUGACUUUGAAGAGGACAAACAAGCAAGUUGCGGUUCCCAGACAAGACCCAAGGUUCUAAUGAAAAGCAGAUCCCUUUCUCCUGUCGUCUUCAAGAGCAACCUGCCAGAAAACCAAAGUGGGGCAACACCUAUAAAUACCAAGGAUAUUUCUCCACGAGAGCUCGAGCUCAAGCAAAGGCUAAGAGAAGCUGAAUCAGUAGCGUCUACCUGUGCUGAAACACUAGCGAAGCUGAAGGAGGACCACCUCCAUAAAGAGCAAGCAUGGCAAGAAAGGGAAGCACGACUUCAAGACCAGCUGUACUCGUUGCAACUGCAACAAUCGGCACAAGAUACAGGUAUCGAAAAUUCCAAAAGUGAGCAGGCUUGCUGCAGUUCGGAGCACACAAUGUUGGAAGAAAUGGUGAAACGACUUACCGCAGACAAAGAAGAUAUGUCCUUGAAGAAUAGUUUUCUGACACGGAAGUUAAAUGAGGUCUUAGAAAAACUGGAAGACACAGAAGAGUCACUUGUCACUGUGAAGCAGUCUGAACUAGAGCUCCGGACAAAAGUUGAAAAACUCACCCUUGUAAACGAAGGGCUCAAGAACCUGGUUGAUGCAGUGAAGGAGGAGACCGUAAUAUUGCGGCAGCAAGUGCUGGUGAUGGACAAGGAAGUUGAGAACAGCCAUUACCUGCUGGAGCAAAAGAAAGCCCAAUGCAAGUGCCUAGAAGAGCAGCUUGUCAAAGUUCGGUCCAAAUGUUGUGAGACUAUCAACGCUAGCUCAUUGAAAGACCGUGAGAUAGAAAGGUUGGUAUCCUUAGUGCGUACUGCUCGAAGGAAGCUCCUUGCGAGGUCACCAGAAAGUUCUCAGCCAGAAACGUCUUCAAAAGAGCAGUCCCCUAGAAUCUCAACUGACGGAAAAGAGUGUGACGAGACCCUGCUGGAAAAGAUUCUGACGUCUGGAACCAGUGAUGUGUCUCCUGAUGAUCUUAGCCUCGUCCUGCAACAGUAUUGUACAAAAGCAUCAUCGGGCAGUUCAAACUCUGAACUCUACGAGCACUGUUUACGGUACCUGGGGUCUGCCAUGUUGCACCAGGAGUCUCUCAUUGACAGGGCAAACUCCAAGGUCAAAGAUAUAGUUUCCACAAGCCACAGUAUUAAUCUACAGUUGCAUGUUCUCCGAGAAGUUCUCAGCAUUAAACCCAAUGAUGAGGAGAGCGAAUCAGUGAGCGAGGGAACCUUGAACCACAAAGAGACUGCAACAGUUUCAGAAGAGCUGGUCCCUCCUCGCAUUGAAGGCUGCGACUUUGUGACGUCGCUGUUUGAAACUCUUUGUCGAAACCACUCCAAGCUGCAAGGCCUCAUGCAGACUGAAUCUCAACUAGAAAAGGAGCUUGCAGAGUGCAGGGAGCUCAACGGGCUUCUUUCUGGUAAAGUACACGAACAAGAACGUAAGCUUUGUGGCUUCGUGCAGGAACUAGACCGAACGAAAGUGCUGCUGGCAGGCAUGGAGGACACUCGUUACAAACUCCAGACUGCAAAGGCUGUUAUGAGGUACGAGCUUCAAGAGAAAAAGCACCUGCUCCACAACCUCAAGCAACAGCUCGAGAGCACUCGAGAAGACUGUGUCAGGGUUAUGCGAUCGAAUGCAGAGUCUGAACUGGAGUGGCGAAGCCUUCGAGAGGAGUUCCAGAGUCGGAAAAAGCAAGACAGCCAGGACAGUGGGGUCUCUGACAACGGACAUAGCACGCGUGAGCAAACUCCGCUAAGCAGCGAAGAAGUGUCCGAGAAGGACGACCCUGACUCUGUUGAGGAAGAGGACCGGUCCGACUCCCUCAACGUCGACGAAAUUCCAGAAGAAGGAGCCAGCUCCAUUCCAAUUUCGACUUCAGACAUGGAAGUGAGAUACCGUGCUCGUUCGCAAAGACUGGAGUACCUGGAACAGCAGUGCCAGAUUCUCUACAGCAGCUUGGUCAGGAGUAGUGAACGAAGCAAUAACCUCCAAAUGCGGCUGCACAGUUUGCUCGAAGGCAGCAACGAGGCAGCGUCCCGGGUGAUCGGUGCAAGUGACAACGCUCCUAGCAUUCCAGUGGAGACUGAGGAUAUUUCUGAAGGACUCGAGGAGGAGCCAGACGUUCUAGAGGGCUGUGAUGUAGUGAGUGACGACAUUUCUGUGCCAUUUUCUCCGGAGUGUGUGGAAGCAUCCAGAAGAGACGAAUCCUUGCCCGAGAUAAGAAAGAAGACCCUGGACACAAUUGUGCAUAGGGUGAAACUGGAGAGGUCUCAGAGUGAAGAACUGAUAUCUAGUCUUCGGUCAACCAUUGCUGAACUGCAAUCUGCAAACGAGCGUCUGCGCCGCCAGGUUUUGGCUCAAGCCGAAGAAAAGGCACAACGGGAAAAUGAGAUGAGGCAGCGGGCGAGUGGGAUGCUCCGCACGGAACGCAACCUGAAGAGCGUCCAACUGAAGGAUAUCACGAGGGAAAGAGAACAGCUGCUGGAGCAGAACAAAGUGUUGGAGACCAAGCUGGAACAGAAAGAGAACGAGCUCACGGAAAGUGAUGCAUGUCGCCGGAAAAGCCUCGAGAAGCAGAAGACUCUAGAAAAGGAGGUCGGCACUCUGACGCUGAAGUUGGAUAACCAGACGACAUCCCACAACCACUUGUAUGAGAAUUAUGUGACUCAACAAACCGUUAUAGAAGAAAUGAAGAAACGGAUCGGGGAGCAAGAGCAAAUGAUUGGGGAACUUGAGCACUCAGUGGAAGAACUGAAAGACGACCAAGUGACUGAGCAGACAAUGUUCCUAAAAGAGGUUGAAAAGUUGCAACUGGACUUGGCCUCCAGAGAAGAAGAAUGCUCGAGCUUAAGUGACGAACUCAAAAAGCUUCGCAUCCAGGCUGACCAAGAUAGGGAACAGAGUGACCACCUAAAGCAACAGCUUGAAGAGAGCAGCAACAUUAUAACUUCUUUCGAGGACCAACUGAAACAGCUCAAGGUGGAUUCAGUUGAACUGAAGAAGAAAAUUGUCAAGCUUGUGAGGGAGAAAGACACUUUGUGGAAACAAAAUGAUAGUUUGCAGUUUCUCCAAAAACUACAAGCCACAGACAAGUGGAUGGACAAUGACGAAGCUGACAGCUGCCUUCAGUGCUCUACUGCAUUCAGCUUCACUCUGAGGAAGCACCACUGCAGGCUAUGUGGCAGAAUAUUCUGCCAUAGCUGUUCUAACAACUGGCUGAUGACAACUGCAAGCAGCCGGCCUACGAGAGUGUGCAACGCAUGUGCAGUGGAGCACGACAGGCUCGAAAGGGCAGCCCGGAACCCCUCGGUCUCUACCACCAUCUCGGUUGAGAGUGAGGAGGACGACCUUGUUGGUGAAGUCAACACCCCCAAAUGCAGCGAUGGCCAAACUUCGUGUAACUCGGCAGUUGGCCGGCCCCGGCAGAACACAGCCGACAGUGGCAUCAUGAGCUCAUCUGCACCUGCCAACGGAGGGGCGGUGCCAAGAGUCAGCACCCCGAAAAUUGUUCGAAACUGGCGCUACGCCCAAUCCACACACUGCUUCCUUCUUCCAAACGGCAGGUCGUUCCCGAAGCUAAGAAAGCUGCAGUUCCUGCAGAGCUCUGGUAGCCUGGACGACGGAGGACGCAAGCAGGAGUUUGACAUCAUUAGCGACGAGGAGAUAGCACGCUCCCUGUCUGCCUGCAGCCCUUACAACAGCUCACCCAGCAACAGCCAGCAGGAGAACACGUUCCACAUGAGCACCACGCGGACCGUGGAGGACAUUGCGGACUGCGGUCCUGAAGGAGUUCAGGGAGAAAUUUGGGUUAACGCUGGCGGAACCUACGGCAUUCCGGUGCUCCUCAAGGUGCCCGAGACGGUGCUCUUCUGGGAGUUCAAAUGCGAGCCAAAGAGCAUUUCUUUUGAGCUGAAGUACAAGCCAUUGAGUGAAGACCUGGACUUGAGUGCCCUGGAAGUCAUCCUGCCAUCCGUCAGGGUGCAAGCCGAUGUCCAGCCCAUGGAGGGCCACCUUGUGGUUCGGGAGGCUGGCGUGUAUGUGCUGAUGUUUGACAACCAGCACUCGAAGUUUAUUGCCAAGAAGGUCACUUACAAGCUACACCUGCGCAAGCCAGACUCUUCGGAACCCAAGACAAUUCAGACAUGAAGCAACGCUGCUUCAAUAUUUUAACCAAGGCCAUUUGCUUGUAAAGUUGUACCUCUGCGUGGAUAUUUUUAUUGAGUUAGACUUGUACAUUUUUUGUGCCGAUGUUUUUUUAUAGAGUACUGUAAAAUAUUCUGACCUUUAAGUGUGACUUGUGUAUUAUAGCAAGCAGAUUAGUGUGUUAAUGUCAUAAAAAUGUCCCGUAAGUUAUUUAAAUGCAUGGACUGGUAUUCCUUUCCUAUGUCCAAUGCCUGUACAAGUUGACUAUUCUUAUAAAAACUUAAUGUGCUAAGUUAUGAAUGUGACUUGUAAUAAAAACAAUAUUUUAUUACCAUGGA